Molecule: messenger RNA, 461 nt
Organism: Funneliformis geosporum
Lineage: Eukaryota; Fungi; Glomeromycota; Glomeromycetes; Glomerales; Glomeraceae
Source: the annotation of a GenBank genome assembly
AUGGCUAAUCAUUUUAAAAAACGCGAUGAUGAUGGAUUUAAUAUUAUAACAAUUUAUGAUAAAACUCAUCAAAGGGGUUAUUAUCAUCGAACAAGCUCUAAUCAGCAUUCUAAACAUAUUAUACCAUCAGAUGAAAAUGGAACACAUGGGAUAUACUAUGAUAUUAAAAAAUACUUAAACUUGCGAUCAAAAAAAGCCAAAGAAAAUCUUUUUCUUCACAUAAAUAAAGAUCUAAAAGAUAUUGAAAAUGGAAAUUGGUAUUCUACUUCUCAUAUGGGUCAAGACAAAUUGUCUGAAAUGCUAAAAGAGAUUUGCAAUAUUACUGGAAUUGAUUGCACAAAUAGAAAAAUUAUUAAUCAUUCAUUACGAAAAUAUACUGCUCAAAAAUUAAAUGAUGAAGGAUUAGAUUCACAAGUUAUUAUGAAUGUAAUAUUGCAUAGAUCUUUAGCAGGAUUAAAUGU